Cololabis saira (Pacific saury) is the source of this 2010-nucleotide messenger RNA. Its product is annotated as death domain-containing protein CRADD-like. Gene Ontology annotation, biological process: signal transduction; regulation of apoptotic process. Gene Ontology annotation, molecular function: death domain binding; protease binding. The transcript has 3 exons. Gene Ontology annotation, cellular component: CBM complex. Bases 110 to 826 code for a protein of 238 amino acids. Lineage: Eukaryota; Metazoa; Chordata; Actinopteri; Beloniformes; Belonidae. The record is from RefSeq and is a predicted model, not a curated record.
UAUGGCGGGCAGCAGCUGAGACUCUGCAGUUAUAACCUGGUUGGUCGGUUAGUGGUUGGUUAGUUGGUUAGUGGUUAGUUAGGGGUUAGUUAGGGGUUAGUUGGUGCAGAUGGAGCCCGCGCACCGGGCCGCGCUGCGGCGCCUCCGUCUGGAACUGUCCGGGCAGCUGCUGGUCAGCGACUCCAUCGUUCCGCUGCUGUACCAGGAGGAGGUGCUGUCCGAGGCGCAUGUGCAGGACAUCGAGCGGCAGCCGACGGAGCGGCUGAAGAGCCUGCGGCUGCUGGACCUGCUGCCGCACCGGGGGCCGCGGGCCUUCCCCGUCUUCCUGCGGGCCCUGCGGGACUUCAGCUGGCUGCGGGACCGGCUGCUGCAGGAGCUGCAGGAGCUGCAGGCGGGACCCGGACCUGGACCUGGACCUGGACCUGGACCUGGACCUGGACCUGGACCUGGACCUGGACCUGGACCUGGACCUGGACUUGGACCUGGACCUGGACCUGGACCUGGAACCGGAACCGGACCCGGGGACACAGACGUCUGCCGGCUCUCGGACUCGGUCCUCCGGAGGGUUCCCUCGGACCGGGAACUGUCCCGGCUGGCGUCGCGGCUCGGCGCCGAGUGGGAGGCGGUUCUGAUGGACCUGGGCCUGUCGGCGGAGACGGUGUUCCGUUGCCGUGCCGACCACGGCCUCAGCACGCAGGCGGCGGCGCUGGCCGGCCUGGUGCGCUGGAGGCGGGCCGGGGGCAGGGACGCCACCCUGGGGACGCUGCUGAGGAGCCUGGAGGCCGCCGACGUCCACCCGUCCGUCCUGGAGGACGCCCUGGGGUGAACUCUGACCUGGAGGACACCCUGGCGCUAGGGCUGAACGAUUAAUUGCAUUUGCGAUAAUAUCGCGAUAAGGAAUGGGCGAUAUUUUACCGUUCACGAUGUACCAUCAAAAAAAUUCCCCACGGUAAGAAUUUGUCAUCUUGCGGUAAAAAUGAUAAAUUCCCGUUGAUGAUGUUUUUGUGUAAAGCCGGAUUUUUGGUUCUGCGUUAAAUCGACGCAGAGCCUACGGCGUAGGUUACGCGGCGAUGCAACGUACGGUGCGCGUGCGAGAAAGAAAGAAAGAAAGAAAGAAAGAAAGAAAGAAAGAAAGAAAGAAUUCCCGUUGAUACGUGUUUGUGUAACAAACAUGGCGGAUCUGAGUCAUUCCAGUUUUGCAGUACAGGUGGAAUCAUUUAAUUGGUUUUUAUUAAUUAAAUUUAAUUGGUGUAGUUUAGUAGCAUUUAGUAUCUUUUAGAGCAGUGUUUUGGGGCUCCAAAGACUGAAUGUGGUGAUAGAUUUAUAGUUAAAAAGUGGAGUUGAAUUGGUAUUUUUUUUUAUCGUAAUUUUUAUCGUUAUUGGGAUAAAUGCCAGAAAUGAUUGUGAUACAUUUUUUAGUCCAUACUGCUCAUCCCUAAUCGUGAUGUGAUAAAAUGAGAUUUUCUAACCGCAAAGGCUGUGAUUUUUCAACACCUAAAUCUACCAUGGCCUCGGUGUUGGGGCUCGGCCGUGUGGGGCUUUCCUCCGCAUCUCGCGCUGGGAGCGGGCGGGGAGGAAAUAUAUGAGCGCGAAGUCGGCGUGGCGAGGAGCACGAGCCGGGUGCCGGUGGACCGUGCAGUCGCGCUGUGAGCUGAACCUGCAGCUCAUCAGGAGGAGAGGUUAAAGGGCUGCCAGUUGUUCAUUGCUGGUUUGUUUUGUUAACUCUAUGAGCUUUCUUGGUUUGUUUGCUGGUGGUUUUUUUCUCCCUGUGAUUUUUGAGUUUCUUGUGAAGAAGUUCUGAGUUUCCUGUGAGGAAGGUUUUUUUGUUCCCAGUAGGAGUUUUUGUGUGUUUUUCUAUUAAACUACGCAUCAUUUUGGCUAAAGUUUAACCCGGUUUGGUGUUGUGCGAUUGGGUUCAGAGAACGACCCAUAACACUCGUGUGUACAGACGUGUGUAGACGUGUUAAAGAGGUGAAGCCACAGAUUUGUUUUCUUUAUUGUUGUAAUCUG